Dryobates pubescens (Downy woodpecker) is the source of this 4161-nucleotide messenger RNA. RefSeq names its product SEC22 homolog C, vesicle trafficking protein (gene SEC22C). The coding region runs from base 210 to 1124 and encodes 304 amino acids. Gene Ontology annotation, biological process: endoplasmic reticulum to Golgi vesicle-mediated transport. Lineage: Eukaryota; Metazoa; Chordata; Aves; Piciformes; Picidae. The record is from RefSeq and is a predicted model, not a curated record. The transcript has 8 exons.
GUGGGCGGAAAAGGGCGGGGCGGGCCGGGCUGCGCUGCCGCCGGCGCCCGGCGCGGGGAGAGGCCCGAGGCCGCGGCGAGGGGCGGGGGGAAGGGCUGCUGCCUUAGCCUUCUAACAUCCUGCACUGCAUGCUCAUGGUAUGUCCGAGGGACAGAUCUCUUGUGUGCUCUGACUGUACCAGCUUGUCCUCAUGAGUACUCCAGUGGAGAAUGUCCAUGAUCUUCUUCGCCUGUGUGGUGCGGGUGAGGGAUGGACUUCCCCUCUCAGCCUCCACAGAUUUUCAUUUCAACCAGGACUUUCUGGAAUGCAGGAGGAAGUUAAAGGCUUUGUCCUCAAUGCUGGCACAUUAUCCAAGUCGAGGCACGGCAAAAGGACGUGACCUUAGCAUACAUUUCCUUUCUUCUGGGGAUACUGCCUGCAUGGCUAUCUGUUCCAGCAGCUACUCCACCAUCAUGGCGUUUUGCUUCCUGGAGGAGCUUCAGUGGGAAUUUGCUGCUUCCUAUGACACAACAAGCAUCAGUUUAGCUUCCAGACCAUAUGCUUUCCUUGAAUUUGAUAACGUUAUUCAGAAAGUCAAAUGUCAUUUUAACCGUGUGCCUGCCUCUCAAAUCAAGGCCAGCUGGGAGAAGGUUGAGGAGGAGCUGAAGUUCCAGCCCCCAGUUCAGCUGAAACUAGAAGACACGGAGCUGAUGAAUGGGAUGGCCAAUGGUGGGCACCCAGGUGUUCAUGUGGAGGUUGCCCCUACGUACCGGAUGCAGCCUGUGACGCCCCUGGGGAUUCUCUCCCUCGUGCUGAACAUCAUGUGUGGGGCUUUGAACCUCAUUCGAGGAGUGCACCUGGCAGAGUAUUCAUUUCAGGAGGACCAUGAAGGAAUUGGGAACGUGAUUGCUUUUUUCCUACCUUUUCUAGCCUGUGUUUUACAGUGUUACUUGUACCUCUUCUACAGCUCAGCAAGGAAGGUGAAGACAUUUGUGCUCUUCUUCUCCAUCUGCUCCUGCAACGUUUACCUCUAUGGGUUACGGAACCUCUGGCAGAUAGCUUUUCACAUAGGAGUAGCCUCUCUUUCUUCUUACCAGAUACUGACAAGGCAGCUUAUGGAGAAACAGCCUGACUGUGAAGUAUGAAGAAGACUUUGGGUUUGCUACUUUAUUUUUACAACCCCUUUUUCUGUUUGUAUGAAACUGACCCAAAAUAGCUUGGGAUAUUUUUAAAGAUCCCUGACGCCGAUGAUUGCAAGGAGGAGACUGCAGAGCAACUUGAAAUGAAGCAGGACACUGUAAUCAUGGCAAACAGCCAGUGAGGAACAACCUUCUCCUGCAGAAUGUGGCUGUGUUUCACCUGGCAUGUGGCAGCUGGGCAUGGCAGAUCUCACCAGGUGUCAUCUUGCUGGUUUUUUUCCAGUGGCACCCAGUGACAGGACAAGGGGUAGUGAGCACAACCUUGAAUGGAAGAAGUUCCAUCUAAACAUCAGGAGGAGCUUCUUAAAGGAUGGCAGAGCACUGGAGCAGGUUGCCCAGAGAGGUGUUGGAGCCUCCAUUUCUGGAGGCAUUCAAAACCCACCUGGAUGUGGUGGAUGUUAGGUGAACCUUCCUUGGCAGGGGGAUUGGUCUCCAUCUCCAGAGGACACUUCCAACCCCUACCACUCUGUGACAGGGGGAGGUUCCCCUUACCAAACCCAGGCUUUCACUCCUUGACUAUCACCAUCCAGGCAGCAUUUUGCCAUUUGUUUUACUGGCUAUGUAACAGUCCAGCAGCUCAGGAUCUUGUCCUGCCAAUGCUUUGGAAGAUGUUAAAGUUGUGGAGAAAACUGAGGGCAGACUGGUGGGUAACAUUUUUGCCUCUAGACUUUGCUAAGCAUUAAGAGAUUACUGGUAAGGGAAGGAGUUUGCCAUAGUUAGAUGAGCUCAGUGUCAGUGGGCAAAAUUGUUAGGACAGGCUUCAGGGUGAUUUUUCUAGGUUUUGAAGGAAAAGAAAAGCCUUGGCUCUUUAAAAAAUCAUAAAUACUCUAAAUAUCUCCUGGCUAAACAGUGCAUCAUGGUGAAGUGUGUGCUCACUGGUUAAUUGCAAACAUGCUUGGGGCAGCAUAAAAUAAACCAAGUGAAUGGAAGUGAUUUUUCAGCUCAAGUGGCCUCUGUUUCCUUGGCUAAGGUCACUCUUUGUAUUCCAUGUUUGCUUGGGCUGGGUGGAUAAUAAAUCCUCCAGGCCUGCUUGUGGCAGCCAACUAACUCCUUCGUCUUGUGAAACUAGAGGUAUAGCUGGGAAGUGGAAGCCCAUUUCCAGUAAUGGAAAGUGAGAGCAGGUUCUCUUUAUUGCAUAAACCACUUUCAGUUAAUGGUGUUGAGUUCUUGCACCAAGAAUUUAUGAGUGUGCACUUCUGAAUGUAGUCCUUAAGAGCUGAAAUCCUUAACCUCUGCUGCUCUGGGUGUUCUUGUACCUCAUGUGUUGAGGUGCAUAUGGGCAUUUUAGAACACACAGGAAUAAUUGAGGUUGCCUGCUUAAAAGAAAAAGCAUAGCUGUCCUUGAAGGGUUGUAGAGCCUCAAAAUGAGCAGGUGUAGAGGUUUCUAGGUGUGGUGUUGUGGAAGUAUGGUCCUAGAUUUUCUCCUGUUUUUACACAGGAAGCUGGUUUCUGGUUGCCCCAUUUCUUUCAGCAGGUAUCUCUCACCAGAGGUUCAUUUUCCUCUCCUAUAAUCUCUACCUUUUAGUUGCUGUAAAGAGGUUAACAGGAUGCAGAGCUGCCUUCCUGAGUCUGCAGAAUCACUUAACAAAAUGACUUUCUUGCCCCUCAGUGAAUUUUCCUGAUAGCUCAUGCUGCAAACACGGUUAGCAGCGAGCUGCCAGACCAGGGACCUCUGGUGCUGUAACUUGGAAGUGCUGCUGUGCUGCAGCCGAUUGUAGCAACCACAGCGACAGGCAGCCUGUGAGACAUCAAGAGACCUGGUACCAGAGAUUUUUCCUGUAGUAAAAUGUGGGUAUUUCUCUUCCACCUCAUGUCAGCCCAUUUACUCUAAUGGUAGCAGAAUGAAACUGUAGGAGCAUAAGGAAAAACCUUUCCUGUGAGGGGGCUGGAGCCCUGGAGCAGGCUGCCCAGAUAGGUUGUGGAGUCUCCUUCUCUGGAGAGAUUCCAAACCUGCCUGGGCAUUGUGAUUCUGGGCAACCUGCUGUGAGUGACCCUGCUUUAGCAGGGGAUUUGACCAGCUGAUUCCAGAGGUCCUUGUCAACCCUCACCAUGCUGGAAUUCUGUGAGGAAUACUGCAGUAGGAAUGACAGGGGAAUAUUGUAGCCAUCCAGUUCAGGAAGCAGCUAGAGCUGUGUGCCAUAAGGGAGCUGUUCUGAUCUAAGGAGUGGAUUAAAGUUGUUUGUCAUUACCCCAGUUUUCUGCCAGAGUGUAAGUAGAGAAAUGAAGCCAGAACUCCACCAGUGUCCUUAAGACACCCAGAUGACCCCACCCCAGGUGGGGGUGGGGAUGGCUAUUACUGACAAGCUUUAUGUUGCCAUGCUGUUCAGCCCCAGUUCUGCUUGAUGGUGUGACCCUUUUAGCUUCCAUCUGGCUAAAGAGCCCAAAAGAGAUUUGAUGUAUGCUUGGACAAAGCUGGCCUGGUGAUACCUUAAGGCAGGCAGAGCAUUUAGAGCCAGGGCAGGGACCAUUAUCUGCCUUUUAUUCUUUAUCCUUCAGUUGAGCUGAUAGGAAGAAACUGUAAUGUUCCAGCUGCUUCCUGAGCAUCUGUUUGCUUUAGCACAGAACAAACACAUCCCCAUGCCAGGUGAUGCUAGCAACAGCUCUACAGCAAGAGUGGUGGAACAAGGUGUUUGGAUAGCUUGUGUAAUUAACCUAAUUAGAGUGGAUGGAGAUUAAGUUCACUUUGGUUUAAUGUUUUUCCUGGAAAUGUUUCUGUAAAAUCAAACAGAACCAGUUGGUUCCUUUCCACCUCUGUGUUAAUUUUUGUGCUUUGUGGAUUAGGUGGAGGAUGGGGCUAGAUCUGUCCUACAAAGUGAGCAAAGCUCUGCUUUACUGUUCAUUCCUUUUCAACCUUUUCAAUCUUUCCUUUUUUACUUCCCCUGUAAUAUAGAAUAGAAUAGAAUAGAAUAGAAUAGAAUAGAAUAGAAUAGAAUAGAAUAGAAUAGAAUAGAAUAGAAUAGAAUUAACCAGGUUGGAAAAGACC